This is a messenger RNA of Colius striatus (speckled mousebird), 3276 nucleotides long. RefSeq names its product polyhomeotic homolog 2 (gene PHC2). The record is from RefSeq and is a predicted model, not a curated record. Lineage: Eukaryota; Metazoa; Chordata; Aves; Coliiformes; Coliidae. The transcript has 15 exons. Gene Ontology annotation, molecular function: zinc ion binding; protein binding. Gene Ontology annotation, cellular component: nucleus; PRC1 complex. The coding region runs from base 210 to 2642 and encodes 810 amino acids.
CGCGCCGCCGCCUGAGGGAGGAGGAGGAGGAGGGCGGAGGGAGCGGCCGCGGCCCGGCCCGGCCCCGCCGCCGCCACCGGGACCCCCCCCAGCCCCGCCGCCGCCGCCCCCCGGCCCGCGCCAUGGCCGUGCCCGGCGCGAUCCGCUCCGCCACGGCCGCAGCUCUAGGCUGACCCCUGCUGCCUUGCCACCCCCCCCGGGCCCCCACCAUGGAGAACGAGCAGCUCCCUGCGCCGCCCCCCUCCAGCAGCGCUGGCGGCCCCCCCGCGCCCCCCACCAGCGCCGGCCCCGCGCGGCCCCCGGCCCCCCAGAUCUCCGUCUACAGCGGCAUCCCUGACCGCCAGACCGUGCAGGUGAUCCAGCAAGCGCUGCACCGGCAGCCCAGCACGGCGGCGCAGUACCUGCAGCAGAUGUACGCGGCGCAGCAGCAGCACCUCAUGCUGCAGACGGCCGCGCUCCAGCAGCAGCACCUCACCAGCGCCCAGCUCCAGAGCCUGGCGGCCGUGCAGCAGGCCAGCCUGGCAGCCAACAGGCAGAGCGGCACCUCGGGGGGCACCGCGGCCCAACCAGCGCCGGCACAGCAACAGCCCACGAUCAACCUGGCGCCGGCCCCGGCGGCGGCGCAGCUGCUGAACCGGGCGCAGAGCGUGGCGCCGGGCGCCUCGGGCAUCGCGCAGCAGGCCGUGCUGCUGGGCAACGCCGCCUCGCCCGCCCUCACCGCCAGCCAGGCACAGAUGUACCUGCGGGCACAGAUGCUCAUCUUCACCCCCACGGGCCCCGUCAGCGCCGUCCGCCCCGAGAGCCCUGCGCCCGCCCCGCCGCCGGCCCCACCGCCUGCCCCCCCACCCGCUGCCCCCCAGGUGCACAGCCUGGCCCUGCGUCCCGCCGGCCCCCACCUCCCUGCCCUGGCCAUGAAGCCCCCUGGCGCCCCCCCACCCCGGGCUGGCCCCCCCCGUGGGCCCCCUCCUGACCCCCCAGCCGAGCACCUCAAAAAGGGGGAGGGGCCUGAGGCCCGUGCCCACCCCCUGGCCCGCCCCACGGCCCCCAACGCCGCCCACCCACUCGUCACCCCAGCCUACGCCCCGCUGCAGCCCCCCCAGUUCCUGCAGCAGCCGCCGAAGCCGAUGCAGCCGCAGCCGCAGCAGUUCGUCAUCCAGCAGCAGCAGCAGCAGCAGUUGGCACCCCGCGGGCAGCCGCCCCCGGGCCCCCCUGCCACCCCCCAACUCCAGCCCCUGCCCCCUGCCAGCCCCGGCCCCACCCCCCAACCCAAAACGGGGCUUCCUCAAGGAGCAGGGGGUGAGGGUGGCCCCCCCAACGGCCACCCCGGCUGCCACCCUGCCCCCCGCAAGUUCCAGCACGCCUCUGCCGUCAUCCUGCAGCUGCAGCCCACCGCUGCCACGCCCCCGCUCGCGGUCCCCGAGGGCGCCCGCCGGGAUCCACCGCCCGCCCCGAGGAGCGCCGACAGCCCACCCACAGCCCCGCCGGCACCGGCCCCUGCCCGCUCGCCGCCCGCCGCUCCUCCGGGCCCCGGCACCCCCGACUGCGAGCGGCCGCCCGCCCACGAGCCGCCCGCCGACCGCCUUCAUGCGCAGCCCCAGCCCCUGGCCAGCGUUCCCGGCAUGACCUCGGGCAGCGGGAGCUCUGCCUCCACCCUCGCCGGCGCUGCCCCCCACAACGGCGACAACAAACCCCCCCAGGCCAUCGUCAAACCCCAGAUCCUCACCCACGUCAUCGAGGGCUUCGUCAUCCAGGAAGGGGCAGAACCGUUCCCGGUGGGACGCUCCUCGUUGCUGGUGGGAAAUCUGAAGAAGAAGUAUGCGCAGGAGCUGCUGGCUGAGAAGCUCCCACAGCAGGACAACACGACCACCACCGACUCCGAGAUGGAGGAGCCCUAUUUGCAAGGUGUCCCUCCGCGCCCUCCAGAAUCCAAAGAAGAGGGGAACCCCCCCAAACUGAAGUGCGAGCUCUGCGGCCGCGUCGACUUCGCCUACAAGUUCAAGCGCUCCAAGCGCUUCUGCUCCAUGGCUUGUGCCAAGAGGUACAACGUGGGCUGCACCAAGCGCGUGGGUUUGUUCCACCCCGAUCGCAGCAAACUGCAGAAACCCGGGGGGCCGCCCCACGGCCGCCGCCGCACCUGCAAGGGGACGUUACCCCCCCUGGGCAAAGACACCAAGAAGCAGCCGCCGGUUUCUCUGCCGCCGGGUUCGGUGCCUCUUUCCGUGACGACGUCGUUACAGCUCAACCACAGCCAAGAGGAUUCCAGCCGCUGCUCCGAUAACUCGAGCUACGAGGAGCCGCUGUCGCCCAUCUCGGCCAGUUCGUCCACGUCCCGCCGGCGCCAGGGCGAGCGGGACCUGGAGCUGCGGGAGAUGGAUCUGCCCGACGUGCACGGCCGCGACCUGGCCGCCAUCGGUCACCGCUUCCUGCCCAGCGAACCCAGCAAGUGGAACGUGGAGGAUGUCUACGAGUUCAUCCGCUCGCUGCCCGGCUGCCAGGAGAUCGCGGAGGAGUUCCGUGCGCAGGAGAUCGACGGGCAGGCGCUGCUGCUGCUCAAGGAGGAUCAUCUCAUGAGCACCAUGAACAUCAAACUGGGGCCGGCCCUCAAGAUCUACGCCCGCAUCAGCAUGCUCAAGGACUCCUAGAGCCGGUGGGGAAGGGGGACACACACACACACGCACACCCCCCCCCCACUCCCACCCCCGUGGGACACCCCAACCCCUCCCCCUUUAGAACCCCCUGCCCAGCGUGGGGGGAGAGAGGGGGUGGGGAGGAGUGGAGGGGAGGCAGUUCUGAGCAGAACCCAGCCCCGGGGUGCCCCCCACUCCCCACCCCGGGGUGUGUACAUAGGCUGUAGCUAUAGUGUCCCCCAAAUGGGGAGGGGGGUCACCCCCCACCCGCCUUCUCCAGUGGGGAGGGGGGAAUCCUCACCUCCCCCUCGUCAUCCCCCCCCACCCCUCAAAGCAGCAGAGUGAAGCAGGACGUUGCCUUAACGUGUGGGCCACCCCCCCACCACCUCAAGCUGGGAUAUGGGGGAGUGUGAGCCCCUGGGAGGAGAAGAGGAGGAGGGGGGUGUCACACACACCCCUCCCCAUGGCAGGGGCUGUUUUGGGGGGCACCUUAGAGGAAUUGUGGGGGGAGGGGGGCAGGUAAGGACACCCCCAGCCCACCCCCCCCAGCAGAGUCUUUUUAAGAAAAGAAAAGGAAAAAAAAAAAAAGGAGCCUCCCCCAGCCGGGGAUUUUUGUUUUGUUUUUAAUAAACACUGAAAAAAAACCACC